AUUUCUCUCCUAAGAGAAAGAGAGGAGGAGAGAGGAAGGGAGAUCGAUGGCGGCUUUGAGAUGGCUUGUUCACUCAGCAUGUCAUGUCUUAGGGUACCCUAACGAAGACAAUAACAUGCAGUCGUCACGUAACAAAGUUGUAGGGUGCCCUAAUGAGCAUGCAAAUGGAGUCAUGAUCAAGAAUUCAAGGCUGGAAAUGAAUCCCUGCACAGGAUUUCAAAUGCCUCUUCAUUACCCUCGUUACACAAAGGCUGACUAUGAGAAGAUGGAGGAGUGGAAGGUGGACAUGUUGCUUAGAGAAUACGGGAUAAGUUUCAAGGGCAAUCUUGAAGAGAAGAGGGCAUAUGCGAUGGGUGCAUUCUUGUGGCCUGAUCAAUACUGAAUAUGA
Populus nigra (black poplar) is the source of this 388-nucleotide messenger RNA. RefSeq lists its product as uncharacterized. Bases 47 to 382 code for a protein of 111 amino acids. Lineage: Eukaryota; Viridiplantae; Streptophyta; Magnoliopsida; Malpighiales; Salicaceae. The record is from RefSeq and is a predicted model, not a curated record. The transcript has a single exon.